Oreochromis aureus is the source of this 3956-nucleotide messenger RNA. Its product is annotated as gastrula zinc finger protein XlCGF49.1-like. Gene Ontology annotation, molecular function: DNA-binding transcription factor activity, RNA polymerase II-specific; RNA polymerase II cis-regulatory region sequence-specific DNA binding. NCBI's taxonomy places the organism in Eukaryota, Metazoa, Chordata, Actinopteri, Cichliformes, Cichlidae. Gene Ontology annotation, biological process: regulation of transcription by RNA polymerase II. The record is from RefSeq and is a predicted model, not a curated record. The transcript has a single exon. The annotation marks the transcript as partial.
AAACAUCAAAUAGACAGAAGUCAUAUUAGCAGAGUAAAUGACUCUCAGGCUUUAGACAGCCAGCGUAAAACUGAUACAAGUAAAAAAUCUGUAAAAUGUGACACUUGUGGAAAAACCUUUCAGUGUAAAUCCAACCUGACUAAACAUCUGAGAACACACACAGGUGAAAAGCCACAUUCGUGUAGCAUCUGUGGAAAAGGAUUUAGUCAGAUGGCAAACUUGAAAACACACAUGAGAAUUCACACGGGCGAGAAGCCACAUUCUUGUAACACCUGUGGGAAGAGAUUCAGUCAUAUGAUAACUUUGAAAACUCACGUGCAAAAUCACACAGGUGACAAGCCGCAUUCUUGUAACACCUGCGGGAAAAGAUUCAGUCGUAUGAUACACUUGAAAACUCACAUCAGAAUUCAUACAGGUGAGAGGCCGCAUUCGUGUAGCACCUGUGGUAAAAGAUUCAGUCAGAAAUCAACACUGGAAACUCAUGUAAGAAUCCACACAGGUGAGAAGCCACAUUCUUGUGCGAUCUGUGGGAAAAGAUUUAGUCAGAUGGCAAACCUGAAACGACACAUGGGAAUUCAUACUGGUUAAAGGUUACAAAUGAGUGAGAGCUGUCAGACAUGGCAGUGUGCUGAUGAUAGAGCCCACGCUGGUGAAAUGUGACCUCAUAUUCAGGUUGUCAUGUGCAGAACUCUCAGAAUUGUUUAUUUGGCUUAUUGUUAUGAUGCAUGGGAACCUUUUUUUUAUUGUACUUUAAAAAAAAAAAAAAAAAUUGUGACGUGGUGACGAGAGAACAUAGAAAGUGACAUAACUGCUGUUAAUGUGAAGUAGGCAGGAUGCAACAAACUUUUUCCAAGUUUAAGAUGAGUAAUUGACUGAAGACAGUACUGGAUUUACAAUUGACAACCAGAGCCUGGAAUGUGUGCAAGCAACUAACUGGCAACCCUCGGCUUAAUGAAACUGGUUUUGGGUACAUGUGGUGGGGAAGAAUCCUGAGCUGGUGGUUGAGGUCAAGAUAUACCUCUAGAUAUAGUUGGGCUCCCCUCAAUGCACAGCUUGGGUUGUACAACCAGUCUCCGGGAAAGUACUACUCUACUACUCUACUCUGGAGUUUUCCAGGUAUACUUGUCUCCUUCUGGUUCAACAGUUGUUUUGGGCGUUUUUUUCCAGUGAACAAAACAGUUGGUUCCCUGCACCUUUGGGUUGGCAAACAUUUCCUGGCUGAUGUCUGUGCUUACAUGCCGAAUACUAUCCGAGAACUAUUCAGCAUGUACCUGGGCUACUUAGGGUCCCCAACACUCAACAUAAGAAGUGAAGCAAAACCUGCAGGGGUGUGAUUGAAGGGAAUGGCCUGUCCAGUCUAAAUCCAAGCAGUGCUUUGUCAGACUUCUGUGAUAAUCAUAUUUUAUUCAUAAUCAACACCAUGUUCAAACAAGUGUGUCUAUGAGUGCACAUCGCACCUGAGGCAUUCAUUGCUGAUCAAUUUUGUAAUAUAUAGUGAGGUCUGCAGCUGUAUGUUCUGAACUGUCAGGUUAUGAGAGGAGUGCAGUUGUCAGUUGAUCAUUAGCUAGUGGUGAGUUGGAGGACGUGGUGGGGAAGGAUGCCAGACAGACCUAGUAUAUCAUACUGUAGAUGUGCUGAAAGCAUCUGGUAGAGGUUCCAGUUCACAAGAUCUUCAACUCUGAGAGCUUUAACGGCAUUCUGAUGAAAGCUAGGGACAUUGACUCCGAAUGGACUGUUUCACAUGUUUUUCAGUCUCAGAGUAGAGCUCCUACUCCCCAAAUAUCAAAAGAAGACAUUUAAGGUGAUUUUGGGCAUAUAACCAGAAAGCAUUCAGUGUGAAGUGUUCUGGGCACUGCAGGAUGUGGCCCCAGGAGAAACAAUGGAGAGAUAUCUCUCAGCUGGUUUGGGAACUCAUUGGUGUCCCUUAGGAAAAGCUGGGAGGAGAUGGCUGGAAAAAUUCAACUCUGGGUAUCUCUGCUUACACCUGCCGCUAUACUUGCUGCUGUGACCAAUACCCAGAAAAGUGGAAGAAAUGGAUUACCUGUGCAACUGUCAAAAAUUACAACUCUGGCUCCUUAAAGUAAAAUGUAAAGAAAUCAGAGGUGCUCAAUACAUUUGCACAGUACUGGUAACUGGUUUUGUUUUACCUCCAUUUUAAUUUUCUACUGUAUUUUUAAUUGUGAUUUUUUGAAUAGUUUAUAAAUUUUGUUGUACAGUACUUUGUGAUUACAUGUCUGUGAAAAGUGCUAUGUAAAUAAAUUUACUGACUGUAGUUAAUCAGCCAAGUUAAUGAAGGGAUUUUUCUUCCUUUGCUUAAUUUUUUAAUCUGCUCAAUUUCUUUUUAUUUGUUUUAGUUUUACAGAUUUGGGUGAAAUAUGUUUUAGAGUUUUGACAUUGUAUUAUUAAAAUCUGUCAGUUUCUGACAGAAAUAAUGAUGGACACUAUAGGAGACACCUUAGCAUCAUUAAACCAGUAUGUCAGCUUUUGGGAGGAAAACAUAAAAAGAAAAAUGAAUGAUUUAAAUCUUUUUCUUUCAACUACUCCCUUUAGGGGUCACCAGAGUGACUCGUCUUCCAAUAUCUCACAGUUUCUAGCAUCCUCUUCAGUUAUGCCAACCCUCUUUGUCUUUUUCUUCACUACAUACACAAUGAAUAACAUCAGUAGUGUUUGUGGUAAUCAUUAGAACACUUUAUCAUCUUCCCACAAAAAUUUGUAUUGAGUUCCCUUUAGUUUUCAAACAACACAGACAUGAGAUGUUGGUUUUCUAUGCUAAAUAUAAGUUAGCUACUGAGUUGUGUAAAACUGCUCCCACACAUCCAGACUCACUAAACAGUUUAGCCUUUGAACAAAAAAUUCUGUUUUGUUUUGUUUUUUUUUUGUUUUUUUGUUUUUUUGUUUUUUUUCUUAAAUACUUUUCAACCUUGUAGCAGGGCGGCCCUUAGCAGCUGGAAUCACAGUGAGAUGAACCAAGGCAAGUGUAGUGGACCAAAAAGUAUUUACUUGCCAUACAGCUCUCCUUACAAAUAAUUCACUCGUCGAGCUUCUUCACAGCACAAUCAACCCUCUAAUGACAACCGGCAGCCUUAAAUAUGUUCAGCUGUCACAGACUAAACCAUUAUUCCACUCAGGUAAAUUCUUAAAUCCCAACCUUCCACCGCAGUAUACAAUAUAUCAAUUUGAAUAAAUAAAUACAUAAAUACAUUUCACAUUUUUAUAGUAAUAAAUAUGUCACACUUUAAUUUCACACCAAACCCAAUAUUAUAAUAACCCAAAAACGCAAGCACAAAAAGAUUCCCCACACUCCCUUAACCCAUGGUCUCUCCCGGAAACUUUAACUGGUGUCUGGAUCCCCAGGGAAACAUUUGCCCAAACACCUUGAAGAAGAUACAGGCAAGAAAGGUGAGUAAUCAUAUCUUACAAACACUUAUUUGCACCACUUUUAUUCCUAGAAUUCCCACACACACGCGUUAGUUUUCCUUACUGGUAAACCUUAAUCACAAUCACCAUUCCUUUCUCCUCACAGACAACCACCACAUUCCUUGAUGAUGAGCAGCUAUGCAGGAUCUGAAACAAGGCUACCAACUGAUUUUAAAAUUCCCAAUAAAUAUUCAAUAAAUAAUUAAACUUCUUGUGUGCAAAUGUUUUACUCUGCAAGUCCAUGCUUAAAGUGCAAUGCUAAAUAAAGUGCUUGAUAAGGUGCUUUUAAUAAAGUGAAAGGUGUGCUCUAAAGUGCUAUACAGAUAAUGAUAUAAAUAAAUGUAGUAAGGGAGUCCUCUUCCUUACAAACCUAUUUGAUUGAUUUCACUUCGCUUGCGUUUUACUUUCUGUAAAUUAAAUCUGUCAUCAUUGGGGAUGGGAGUCAAUAACCGGUUUUCAAUAGUUAAGUUCCUUGGAUUUGUUAAUCUCCUUGCCUGUUGAUUCUGCUUAUCAGUUCCACUACAGAGUGGAUAUGGACA